Dentiscutata erythropus is the source of this 2640-nucleotide messenger RNA. The record is from the annotation of a GenBank genome assembly. Lineage: Eukaryota; Fungi; Glomeromycota; Glomeromycetes; Diversisporales; Gigasporaceae.
AUGGCUGCAUCGAAAGCUAUCGUUAAAUGUGUACUUUCCGGAGAUACACUAAUCAUCCGUGGCAAACCUACCGGAAACCAACCUCCACGAGAAAAGCAAUUAAGUCUGGCUUAUAUCCAGGCGCCGAGAAUGGGAAGUCAGAAAAAAGAUGAUGAACCUUUUGCAUUCGAAUCUCGGGAAUAUCUUCGUUGUCUGAUCGUGGGUAAAGAAGUUACAUUUCGUAUCGACUACACUAUUCCUACCACAAAUAGAGAAUAUGGGACGGUUUUUUUGGGGAGUGAAAACGUCACUCAAUUGAUUGUAAAAGAAGGAUGGGCAAAAGUUAGGGAAGACGGUCGCAAGAAUAAGGAUGAGAGUAGAGGUGAAGAAGUGGAUAAUCUUGUUACAUUGGAAUCUGCUGCGCAAACAGCAGGUAAAGGAGUGUGGGGAGAUAAAGACAAGUAUUCUCGCAAUGUCAAUUAUACAUUACAAGAAGAUGCUCGAACGUAUUUGAACAAAUAUAAGGGUUUAAAAGUUGAUGGCAUUAUCGAACAAGUACGUGAUGGGUCUAGUCUUCGCGUCUUAUUCAUUCCUCCAGCGCCUGCGCCCCAACAAUACCUAAAUAUAAACAUAUCUGGCAUAAAAGCUCCAACUGUACGAAAGGAUAUUCCAGACGUGGAAGAUCUUGUAGAGCCUUAUGGCGAAGAGGCGAAAUAUUUCGUUGAAUCAAGAUUGUUACAAAGGAAUGUAAAGGUGAUAUUAGAAGGGUUAUCUGGAAACAACCAAGCCUUUUCGGCGACCAUUUUGCAUCCUGCAGGAAAUAUUGCAGAAUCUAUUGUAGCUGCAGGUUUGGCCAAAGUUGCCGAUUGGAGUAUUACAGUAGUUACAGAUGGUCCGACUAAAUUGCGCGAAGCCGAAAAGAAAGCCAAAGAAAAGAGAAUACGUCUUUGGCAAGACCAUGUUAUAAGAAAUAAAGUUGGAGGCGAUGAUCAUGAUUUUGAAGGCACUGUUACGCGUAUAGUCUCUGGUGACACACUUCAUGUAAGAGUAAAUCGCACUGGAGUUGAAAAAAAAGUACAAUUAUCCAGCGUCAGACAGCCAAAACCAAAAGAUACCAAAUUUCCGGAAUAUAAUUUUGAGGCUAAAGAAUUUUUACGGAAGAAAUUAAUCGGCAAAACUGUUCGAGUAAUAAUUGAUUAUCAAAAGCCCGCUUCUGAAGGAUAUGAAGCAAAAGAAUGUGCCACAAUUAAACUUGGGGAUUUUAAUCCAGCCGAGGCGCUUGUUGAACGAGGGUUGGCGCAUAUUAUUCGGCACAGAAAAGAUGACGAAGAUCGUUCUAGUUGUUAUGAUCAACUUUUAAUAGCCGAUCAAAAGUAUGCAAGAGUACAUAGCGCCAAGGAACCGCCGGUUUACAGAAUUACUGAUGCUUCAGAGUCUUUAUCAAAAGCUCGUCAAUUUUUACAUUCUCUGCAAAGAUAUGGUCGCGUUCCUGGUAUUGUUGACUUUGUAAACAGUGGAUCAAGAUUUAAAAUUUAUAUCCCUAAAGAAAGUUAUAAGCUAACGUUUGUGCUCAGUGGUAUACGCUGUCCUCGACCUGGUCGUACUCCCACAGAUAAAUCUGAGCCAUUUGCUGUUGAAGCACUUGAAUUUGCAACACGUAAAGUAUUACAACGCGAUGUCGAGAUAGAAGUGGAAAAUGUUGAUAAAAUGGGCGGGUUCAUAGGUUCAUUAUGGUUAAAUAAGACGGAAAAUUUUGCGACAUUGUUACUACAAGAGGGUUUUGGAGUUGUUCAUUCGUUCAGUGCUGAUCAAAGCUCUCAUUCUAAGGAACUAUAUGCUGCUGAGCAAAUUGCCAAGGACGAGAAAAAAAAUAUUUGGUCAUCACAAGACUCGGAUCCCAUAAAUGAAGUAAAUGAUACGACAACAACCGAUGAAGCUGAGCCUCGCAAAGAAUAUGUAGAUGUUGUAAUUUCAGAAAUCAUUUCAGGAGGGCAUUUUUAUGUUCAAGUUGUCAACGAGAGCAACAUUCGUGGUUUAGAAAAGAUGAUGUCUGAGUUUGGGUUUUACCAUAAGAACACCGCCGCAAUACCUAAUGUUGAUAAGAUAAAAACAGGACAAAUAGUUAGUGCUCAGUUUACUGAGGAUGACCAGUGGUAUCGUGCUAGAAUAAGAAAGAAUAUUCCUGAGAAAAAGAGUGUAGAAGUUGUAUAUAUUGAUUAUGGAAAUUCAGAAACAAUUCCAUUAUCCCGAAUUCGAUCAAUUCCUGAGAAUUUUAGGCAAUUACCCCCACAUGCAUAUGAGGCAGUGCUUUCGUUUUUGAAAGUACCAGACCGCGAGGCUGACUAUGGUGCCGAAGCCUACGAAAGGCUACGAGACUUUGUUGGUUCCAAACAGCUUGUUGCCAAUAUCGAUUAUCGAGACAAUAAUUUAAUUCAUCUUACUUUAUAUGAUCCAACACAAUCUGAAUCAUCCGAUGCGUCAAUCAAUGCUGAAAUGGUUCGUGAUGGAUUAGCAUUGGUAAAUAAUAAAUUAGGAUAUAUUAAAAAAUAUCCAACUCUGGUUAAGAAAUUGUUUGAGUUACAAGAACAGGCGAAGAAGGAUAGGGUGGGAAUGUUCGAGUACGGUGACGUUACUGCUGACGAUGAUGAAAAAUAUUAUUAA